UUCAAGAACAGUUUUCGUCAGGUGGAGCAUUGUGGUUUACAGACCUCACGGCACCAGAUUCUACGUGGGUUUUGCCAGUUUUGCUUGGGCUCGUGAAUUUGCUGAUAGUGGAGAUCUUUACUUCGCAAAAAAUGAAAGUUUCCAGGUUCCAGAAGCUCGUCACCAAUUUCUUUCGAGUGGUGUCGGUACUAAUGAUCCCUGUUGCUGCCACAGUUCCCUCUUCCAUGACGUUGUACUGGCUGUCCUCGAGCUUGAUGGGACUCUCGCACAACCUCCUGCUGCGUUCUCCGACCUUCCGCCGCCUGUGUCGCAUCCCCAGGACCAAAUCUGACUCCGAUACUCCUUACACGGAUAUCGUGUCUGCCUUGGCUGCCAGAUACCGUUUGAACAAGUGA
Molecule: messenger RNA, 395 nt
Organism: Apaloderma vittatum (bar-tailed trogon)
Lineage: Eukaryota; Metazoa; Chordata; Aves; Trogoniformes; Trogonidae
Product: mitochondrial inner membrane protein COX18
Exons: 3
Biological process (GO): protein insertion into mitochondrial inner membrane from matrix; mitochondrial respiratory chain complex IV assembly
Cellular component (GO): mitochondrial inner membrane
Molecular function (GO): membrane insertase activity
Source: RefSeq, a predicted model, not a curated record